AUGGAGAAGGUGUGGCGGAGUCACCCAUUUGAUACAUUGGAAAGCCACAACUAUUCAUCAAUAUGGAACUGGACUAGAAAAUUGAAGCAAUCACUUGAUGAGGAAAAUUUCAAUAUUGCAAUGGUGGUUGCAUGGAAGGCUUGGGACAACAGGAAUCGAGCUAUGAAAGAUGAAGAGGUUAUUAAGUCAUGUGAUUUGGUCAGUUGGUGCCGCCAUUUUUUAGCAGCUUAUAAAUCUGCACAAAUUUGCCCAAAUUCGAGGAUGCGGGAUAUACACCCUAGUGUUUGGAAACCACCCCCUAGUAAUGUGGUUAAAUUAAAUUUUGAUGUUGCAUUUCCAAAUGGGGAAAGUUUCUUUUCGGUGGGAAUGGUUGCUCGGGAUAGUUAUGGUUCUUGUCUCGGUUGGAAAGUAACACGCAUACAGGGAAAUCUUCAACCUGUGGAAGGAGAAGCAUUGGCGGCGUUGAAGACGAUCUCUAUGGCCAAAUCGAUGGGCUUAACAAAUAUUAUACUUGAAGGCGAUUGCCUCCAAGUGAUAAAUGAAUGCCUCAACAUUGGUGAAAGUUUUGAUUCUUGUUCGUUUAAUUUUGUUAAGAGACAGGGAAACUUGUAA
Messenger RNA from Erythranthe guttata (spotted monkey flower), 612 nucleotides. RefSeq lists its product as uncharacterized. Lineage: Eukaryota; Viridiplantae; Streptophyta; Magnoliopsida; Lamiales; Phrymaceae. The record is from RefSeq and is a predicted model, not a curated record. Gene Ontology annotation, molecular function: RNA-DNA hybrid ribonuclease activity; nucleic acid binding.